AGUUGUCGCAGCUGCCAUGUUUAGCUGCUUUGUUGUAGAUUUCUUGUAGGUUUCCUGCAGAUUUUAAGUGUUGCAAUGGAACCGAGCUGGAGUACGUUUUUAUUUCAGCACUUGGUUUGGAGUGGACAUUCUCUUGACGCCCAGACCGAACAGGCGAAUGAAGCCCUACAUCACCAGCACCAAGUGGCCCAGAACAGCCUGCUGCCCCUGCUCAACUCUGGGUCCGACCCUCCGGACCAGAAGCCCGUGCUGCCCAUCCCGCUGGACCAGAAGCCCCCUGUGAGCGUGGCUGAGCUGCUGAAGGACAACGUGGCGAGCGGCGCGGGCGGCGGGGGGCUCCUGCCCCACGUGGUGGUGAAGAAGGAGCCCAAAACCAAGACGCCCUUCAUCUGCGGCUACUGCAACAAGGCCUUCCGCGACAGCUACCACCUGCGGCGGCACGAAUCCUGCCACACCGGCGUCAAGAUGGUGUCGCGGCCCAAGAAGGUGCAGACCGCGCCCACCAUGGUGCCCCUGAUCUCGUCCGUCCCGCGCGAGGGCGGAGGAGGUGGGAACCCCUCCUACAUCUCCACCAUCGCCGGCAUCCUCACCACGGCCACCUCCUCGGCCUCCACGGGCUCCAGCAUCAUGUCUCCGUCCGCCAUGGGCAGCGGCCCGCAGCACCACCCGCACCAGCACCAGCACCAGCACCAGCACCAGCAGGGGGCGCCCAAGAAGCCGGCCAAGCCCGUGAAGAAGAACCACGGCUGCGAGAUGUGCGGCAAGGCCUUCCGCGACGUCUACCACCUCAACCGCCACAAGCUGUCGCACUCGGACGAGAAGCCCUUCGAGUGCCCCAUCUGCCAGCAGCGCUUCAAGAGGAAGGACCGCAUGACCUACCACGUGCGCUCCCACGACGGGGGCGUCAACAAGCCCUACAUCUGCUCCGUCUGCGGGAAGGGCUUCUCCAGGCCCGAUCAUCUCAGCUGUCACGUCAAACACGUUCACUCCUCAGAACGCCCCUUCAAGUGCCAAGUAACGGCUUGUACAGCUGCCUUUGCUACCAAAGACCGACUUCGCUCCCACAUGAUCCGGCAUGAGGGCAAGGUCACCUGCAACAUCUGCGGUAAGAUGCUGAGCGCAGCCUACAUCACCAGCCACCUGAAGACCCACGGCCAAUCCAACUUCAACACCUGUAACAAAGACACUAACAGCGUGUGCAACUCCACCUCGGUGACGCCCGUCACGGCCUCCACCGCCAUCACCACCGCCAUGAACCGCGGCACCAGCAGCAGCAACCCGGUCACCAUGGCAGCGCAGAUGAGCAUCGGCACCAACACGGUCAACAUCACCUCGCCCAUGAACCUCCAGCACCCCGUCACCAUCACGGGCCCGGUCAACCUGGCCUCGGUCAACAUCCCCGCCACCGCUCCCAUGAAUAUCGCCCAUCCGGUGGCCAUCACCACGCCCAUGCCCAUGAAUAUCACGGGCCCCCUCAACAUCGCCAUGAGAACCAUGGACAGCAUGCCGUUUCUGUCCCAGGUCCUGCCUUCCUCCCCGCCCUGGUAAAAACGAAUCGAUUUAAAAACGCCGCCUCGUCCUGACUCUACCAUCCUAACAUACAGCCCCUUCCCUGUACUACCCCCCCCCCCCAGUCACUGGGUACAGAGGGCAAGGGGGUGGGAAAUGGCAUUCCAGGAAGAGAGAAAAGCAAUGGAAUCCUGUUUACCAGUUUAUCCAGGGACUGAUUACUCUGUCCACCACAUGAUGGGUGGAACGUGACUGCCCCCUAUGGACUGGAGGGAGCAGGCAUCGUUCAGAGGGAGAGCGUGAGAGAAGGGGGGAGGGGUGGGGGUGAGAAAUGAGUUGGAGGGAAAACAAAAACUUGCACCUGCUGGUUUUAACGUUUCAAUGGUAGUUUUGCCGAGCAUUGGAUUUUUAGUUUUUUUUUUUUCCAGUUUUUUUUUAUUUUAUUUUUUAACUAUAGCCUGUUAAUCAGUAUUUAAUAGCAUUUUAAGGAAUACAAUGUAAAAGAAGGGACUGUAGACUUGCAUAGGAGUGGAAGAGGUUUUUUUCUGCAUGUGAAUGCUCUUACAGACUAGAGGAGGGUGUGUGGAUUAGAGGAGGAGGUGCAGAUGCUGUUAGACGGUAGACUGGAAAAGGCAGGGUACAUCAGUCCCCUGCUGUCCAAAGGUCGCCAUCUGCACCUCCGUUACAUCUGCGGAAGGUGGUCCCCUCCCCAUGGUUAAUUAUUUUUAUUUUUUAUUUUUUAUUUUUUUAAUGGGAUAGCUUUGAUGUGCUUUUAACAUGGUUGGUAGCGUACGGUUGAGAGAGGAAGGAAUGAAUUCUUGCACUGAACGCAUAUCCCGUGUGUAAUGUUCUGAGAAGAAAACGACAGUAUUAUCAAAGAUGAAAUGUUAGUGUUGGGUCAUAAGCCCUUAAACGUAGACAGCGGGGCCAUCUAGUGGCCGCCAGACAACAUGCAGUGAGGUGGGUCCUGAAGUUCACCAUUUAACUUUAUCAUGUUGGUCACAGAAGUAGAGGUUUGCUAGGAUUAUUUUGUACCCUUAAUUUUUAUUUCAGGAAUUUGAAUUUAUCAACAUUAAGUUUUAUCCUGGAUUUAUUUUUUUAUGUUACUUUGUAAAUAUUGAAUACCAUAUACUACUUUUUUCUUUUGGAAAAUAAAGUCCCUCCCAGGUCAGAGUGACAGCUGAGCUCAGUCUGUUUGGGGGGCGGGGCAGGGACGGGGCGUGGCUGUGAAGGAGGUCAUUUUAUGGCUCGAUUCUUAAUAGGAACCGUCAAAACUUAAAACCUUAAACCGGCUGACUGUUACAGAGAGAUGCAUCACGUCGUGCCAGGUCCGUGUAGGAGGGAGUUAGGGUGGCUGGACAACCCACCCCCACCACCAAAAAAAAAAAAAAGAUAUAUAUAUAUAUUACACUGUUGCAGUGAGAUGUGAGGUGCAUAUGUGUAAUUAUUUACAUUUAAUGUUCAGCAUGUCCGUUGGUCACACCUAAAUUUCGCUCAAACGGCUGUGCAUUGUGUUGGUGUGCUACCUGCUCCAAGCAGGAAGCACAAAAAAAUAAAAGAAACGCUGCACAAGGACCAACGAAGUGCUGCUUAAAUUUUGUUUGAGCUCGAAGACGGUUUGACUUCAUUUAAAGAUGGAGAACACUAAUAAAUUUCACCCUGUUAAUUUUAAUCCGCGAGGCAGAAGCGACACCAUUUUAGCGCUGCGUCUUCCUCGCUCACACUGAGCGCCAGCCGUACAGCGCUCUCCCAUCAGAAGGGAACUUUGAGCCGAAAACCACCGCGAAUUUCUCUUGGCGCCGUUUGGCUUGUUUUUUAAAAACUUCUUCUUUUUUUUCUUAAUUGCCUCGAAAUAAAAUUGAUUUUUUUCAAUCUUAUCCAACAGCAGAAGAUUUAGGAUGACUUCCAGAAGGAGCGGUGCACGGAUAAACGCGUCCGCUCCUGCUGGAAAUCGACCGUUAGGCUACGUUCAAAUCUGAGCUUCCAUUUUAACUUCACGGAUGGAUUUGGCAGAUAUCUGCUUCCUGCUAAGGCAGAUGAAUGUAUAUCUUUGUACAAAACUAUUUAGUUCUGAGGACGUGGUAGUUAAGGAUAGAUACGUGCAAGAGAGGAAGAAAAACAAGCAAGAUAACCUUUUAUAAAAAAUAAAAAAAUGAACUUUUUGUAUUAGAACAUUAACAAUGGUAAUUUUGUAUAUAUGAAGACUAGACUUUCUGAUUAGCAGAAAGGUAAAACAUUCCUACAUUUUUUUAAUGUAUGUCUGUCAAAAAAUAAUUAUGUAAGCAUAUGCGCAAUGUUUCCUGUGCCUUUUAUUUGGGUUGUCUAAAUAAAAGAAAAUGA
Molecule: messenger RNA, 3849 nt
Organism: Conger conger (European conger)
Lineage: Eukaryota; Metazoa; Chordata; Actinopteri; Anguilliformes; Congridae
Product: vascular endothelial zinc finger 1-like
Exons: 6
Coding region: 76-1548 (490 amino acids)
Biological process (GO): regulation of transcription by RNA polymerase II
Cellular component (GO): nucleus
Molecular function (GO): DNA-binding transcription activator activity, RNA polymerase II-specific; RNA polymerase II cis-regulatory region sequence-specific DNA binding
Source: RefSeq, a predicted model, not a curated record